Dermatophagoides pteronyssinus (European house dust mite) is the source of this 2155-nucleotide messenger RNA. RefSeq lists its product as uncharacterized. The record is from RefSeq and is a predicted model, not a curated record. NCBI's taxonomy places the organism in Eukaryota, Metazoa, Arthropoda, Arachnida, Sarcoptiformes, Pyroglyphidae.
AAAUCAAGACAAAAAUAUUGAUUCAUUACAAUUAUCAUCAUCAUCAUCAAACAUUCAAAAUGACCAAGCUAAAUUAAAUAAUCAUCACAACGAGAGAACAUUGAAGCAACCAUCGGCUACAACAUCAUACGACAUUUAUGGAGAAAAAUCACAACAUGUAGAUUUUCGCGGUGAAAUAAUGAAACUUCGAUCUGGUUGUGAUACGGUAUCUUCCAAUGUUCCAUCAACACGAAAUGUUCGAAGACCCCAACGACUGUCACAAGCAAAACCUUCUGUCAAACAUGUUCCAGCAAAACCUAAGCCACCGAUUAAAAUAAACAAAUCAACACCCCCCAAAAAAUCCAAGUCCACGAGGAAAACCAAAAAAGAAACUGACAACAAGAAUAAUCAAGAUAAUAAAGUUGAUACUGAUCUCGAUUUAUCCACUGUAACUAUUCAAAAAGCGAAUGCAUUUGAUAAAAUUCAUAAAAAUUAUGCAAAAAUCAAUCUUUAUGUAAAAAAAUUGGCAAAAUCUUGUGAUGUCAAUCUAGAACCAAUGAUUCAAGAAGUUGAUGAUUCUAAUUUUUCAAAGGAAAACAAAACGAAUGAGCCACCCAAAUGUCAAGAAGCUUUUUUGCCUGAAAAAAUUGAUCAAAGUCGAUAUUUAUUUCAAAAAAAUCAAUCCAUACGAAUUGGUCAAUGUUUCGAUAAAAUUUUUGAAUCAACUUCAAAAUCGAAAAUAAAUUCGAAGAAAAUAUUUCAAAAUCAUGGUGAUCCAUUCGGUAUUGUUAAAUUUAUAUACGAUGAAUUGGAUAAAAGUGAAACAAGUCAAGACUUACACAGCUGUAUAUGUAAAUUUAGUCAAUUGAUCGAAAUAUUUGUCCAACAAGCUCGUAUUGAUCAAAUUUUUACUACUACCAAUAAUAUGUUUAUCAAUGAUACAGGAAUUCUAGAAAGAUAUAUAAAUUUAUUCCUAAACGAGAUGAUUCAAGUCAAUCAUUCGAAAGAAAAUUUAUUGAACAAUUCAGCCAUUCCAUUUAUAUUUGUAUUGUUGGUACAAAAAAUUGCCAUACAUAAUUUGAAAAAUUCAACAACAAUCAAUUCAAUUGCUAUUGAACUGAUCGAUUCAAUUCCAUAUCAUUUUUGUAUUCUAUUACAAAAUCCAACGAUUCAAUCAAAAUCACAGUUACAAAGCCAAUUGUUAGCCAUAUUGAUUAUGGGCAUAAUUGAAAUUUUCGAUAUAUUUGAUCAUGAUCUUGAAAAAUUUGCACAACUUUUAGAAACUAUUCUAAUAUGUCAAGUAAAAUGUAUGGAUUUAUUGAAUCAAUUUUGUUGUUGGCCCAAUCAAAAUCAAUAUUAUGAACAAAAUGAUGAUGAUGAUGACGAAAAUAGCUAUAGAAUUAUGGAAUUAUUACUAUCUCAAUUGUAUAGUUUGCUUUCAUUGAAAAGCGUAUAUCGUCUUCAUCUAAAAUUAGGCACGAAUUCCAGUGUGCAAACAAAAUUUAUCAAUUAUGGUCGUUUGUUCAAAAUUGAGGAUUAUUUUCGUAAAUUAUUUGAACAAGUUUUUCAUCAAUUUUCAUCAUCCAAAUCAUCAUCCGAUAAUAUGUUCUGCUAUUUUUUUCAAUAUAUUUUUCGUUGGCAUAAUUCCAAUAUUUUAGAUGAAUGUAUUGAAAAAUAUUUCACUGAUGAAUCAAUGAAAGCUAAUAAGAUUAUCUGUGUUAUCGAUACAUUUUCUCAGCUAAUGUUGAUGAUGCCAUAUGAAAAGUGUAAAAAAACUGGCCAACAUUUACAUUUAUUCUGGUUAUUAUUUAUAUUGAUCAAAAUAAAAAAUGGACUAUUAAAACCUGACGAAUCUAUUGAUUCCAGUCGAAUUCGUCAUAAUUUUAAACAAGCGAUCGAACCAAUAGCAAAUAUUGUUUGGCGUGAACUACCAUAUGGUUCUCUAUAUUAUCUGGCUCAUUUUUUUCUUGCCUAUGCUAAAAAUUUUGGCAUAGAUUCGUUCACAAUUGAUCUUUGUAAAUCAAUGAUGAACAUACCGAAAAUAGAUAUGGAGUUUCAAAUGGCAAUUCAACCUUUAGUUUUUUAUGAAUACGCCGAAUAAUAUUCACCAUCAUCAUGGCGUUAUGGAUGGAUUUUUCAUCUUUUAUCCCAAUUUUUAAUGUUAUAUCAUGAAAAU